UUACUUUACACUUUGCACAUUUCACUAUAAAUCAAAUCAAAACAGUAAACUCAAAGUUUGAAUAAACAUGAAUUUCGUACAAUCUGAAAAUGUCGAUAAUAAAGAACGUGCUCGGCAACAAUUAAGGGAAGCAAGAAAUGAAAUGUUGGCAAAUGCUAAGGAAAGGGCGAUGCAAGCAGAACAAAAAGUACAUCAAGAUCCUAAAAAAGAAAGUAACGGUACGAAGCUUGAAAGAAGAGAACGUGAGAACAAAAAAUGCAAAAAACGAAAAGAUAAGAAAAAAAAAUCCAAAAAGAGCAAAAAGAAACGGCAUAAAAAGCCCCAAUCGGAUAAUAGCAGCAGCAUAGAUAGUUCUGAAAGUGACACUAAUGACAAUUAUGAGGAACAUUGCAACAAAAAUGAGUUUAGGAAAAGCAAAAAGAAAUCUCAUCGAAGAAGUAAAAGUCCGAAAAUAACUGAAGAAUGUACUUUAGAACGUGAUACUUGGAUGACCGACACUUUAUUGUUAAAGACCUAUAGCAAGGAACGCGUUGAAAAAAAAGCUAACGAGAAGGAGGCAUUUGAAACUUAUGAUCCCUGCAGAAAUAUAAGGGAACUAAAUCCCUAUUGGAAAGCCACAGGUACGGGUUUGCCAACUACUUUUCAGAAGCCAAAAAAUGACACUGAUGAAGAUGAAGGUGGAACUUCCAGUAGCAAGGGUAUUUGUAACAAAAAGAACGAUGUAACCUCCCAAAGUUGGAGAAAGAAAGAUACUGGAAAAGACAAUAAAUUUCUAUCCAGAAAUAGAUCGAACACUUCGAGUAGUGAUACAUCGGCGGUAAUCAGUGAAAGAUUAUCGAAUAGUGAUGAUAAAGAAGGGAUUAAGAAGCAGUAUGAAGUAUCUGCCAUAAACGACGUCUUAACAGAUCAACAAAUGAAUGAGUUGGGUGCAAAACUUAUUAAGGCGGAAAUCAUGGGUAAUAUGAUUUUGGCUGAAGAACUGAAGAAUAAGUUGGAAAACGCACGAAAAAGUCGUUUUGAAUUAAAAAAGCGUAAGAAUAUUGAUUUGAACCAACUAAACGGAUAUGAAAAACGACCCAUACCAAGUCAACACAUACUCCUCACUUACACUGAUGCGGCGGGAUGUAGCAAACCUCUACCUCGAGCAAAUUGCUCACAUCCUCGUGAUCUAGAUGGCAAUCACCAAAAGAGUAGAAAACGACCCCGUAUUGAAACCCAUGACCAAGGACAACGUAUUCGUUAUUUUGCCGACGAUGACAAGUAUGAUAUAAAACAAAUGUUUGAAAAAGAAAAGUACACAAGCGCCGCUGACAAUAAUAUGGAAUUUGCUAAUAUCGUUGGCAAGCACAAUAGUUUGCGGGACGAUGUUGAAGAUAUAUUUACUGAAAAGGCUAGUCAAUACGAUCAACAAAAGGCUGACAAAAAGCUCAUACACCAAUGUAUUAGAGAUCAUCAAAAACUGGAAAAGGUUCUAGAUAACUGUGACAAAUGCUUUGAUUCAACAAGAAUGCAAAAGGAAUUAUUAGUGACUGUCGGCGAAAAAGUUUACCUAGCACUUCCUUGGCAUGUGGGUUUGCAAACGGGCCAUUGCGUUAUAGCAUCCAACCAGCAUGUUGCGUGCGCAACGCAAUUAGAUGAAGACGCUUGGUCAGAGGUUCAAGAAUUUCGUAAAGCUUUAACUCGCAUGUUUGAGAGACAACAUAAGGAUGUUGUAUUCUAUGAAAUAGCUAAUCGUCUACAUAGGAAGCCUCACAUGACCAUUCAUUGCGUUCCAGUACACCAGAAAGAAGGCGAAAUGGCUCCUUUCUACUUUAAGAAAGCUAUUGAAGAAUCGGAACGUGAAUGGAGUGUUAAUAAACAAUUGAUAACGCUGCGUGAACGUUCCUUUCGCAAAUGUAUACCAAAAGGUUUACCUUAUUUUUGGGUUAAUUUUGGUAUGGACACCGGAUUUGCUCAUGUCAUUGAAGACGAAGACCGUUUUCCUGCUAAUUUUGCCCAGGAGAUUAUUGGUGGUCUACUUCAAAUGGAGUCUAGCAAAUGGCGUAAACUCCACAAGGAGCAAAAUGUUAAACAAAAAGUACAAAUGUUUACCAACUGCUGGGAAAAGUACGAUUUCACGAGAUAAAUUUUGUGCAGCAAUAAAAAACUAUUUAAAGAUGUGAAGAUAAAUUCAAAUUUCACUAGCACGGACACCUACCAUAUCCGUUUAUAAAACUCUGCUAACGCCUUAACAGAGCUCUGUUCAACAAUUAAAAUUAAAAUAUAGUUGGACUUGAAAGGCUGCUGAAUGAUUCUAGCGGUAGCCUAAAUGAGGGUAGCAAUCAUUUCUUUAUCCAUUUAAUUAUCGUUUGAUGAAAUGAUAUUUGAAUUUUGCUAACCGAUUUUCUAAUAAUCCAAGUUCUAAAAGUAAUAAAACCAAAAU
This is a messenger RNA of Glossina fuscipes, 2422 nucleotides long. Its product is annotated as CWF19-like protein 2 homolog. Gene Ontology annotation, biological process: mRNA splicing, via spliceosome. The record is from RefSeq and is a predicted model, not a curated record. Bases 68 to 2125 code for a protein of 685 amino acids. Lineage: Eukaryota; Metazoa; Arthropoda; Insecta; Diptera; Glossinidae. Gene Ontology annotation, cellular component: post-mRNA release spliceosomal complex. The transcript is spliced from 3 exons.